AACCCGACUCCAUCCUUCAGGCAGAUUUCGGUCUUCUCCGAAAUACUUGCAGAUGUUAGUAGGAAGUUCAAUUAAGUAUUACAUUCCAGAAUCUGUUACUUCUCCUAAAUCGACUAAAAUGGUGGAGAUCUCACCUCCUUGUGCCCGCUUACACUUCUUCCAAAACCGGCGAUGGCUUCCGGCGACACUUUCGUACCCUUUUACUGUCUUCUCAGCGAUGUGGAUAAUCGUGUUGGGAUCUCUUUUGGUGUGGCAAAAGAGCUCCAUCGAUGGGAUCUGGCUAUUCGGCCGCGCGACGGCAACUGUGGAGGGAUUGUUGCCGAGGUUGCGGCCAACGGUGUUGAAUCUAUUGGAUUUUGGGGCGGUGGGAGAUGGCCAGACGCUUAACACGGAGGCUUUUGCGAGCGCCGUUGCAGCGAUCGCGCGGCUUAGAGGAAAAGGUGGAGGGCAGCUGAACGUGCCAGCAGGGCGGUGGCUCACUGCUCCGUUCAAUCUCACCAGUCACAUGACGCUUUUUCUCGCGGAAGGUGCAAUUAUUCUAGGGAUUCAGGAUGAGAGUUAUUGGCCACUAUUGCCUCCUUUGCCAUCGUAUGGAUAUGGAAGGGAGCAUAAAGGACCUCGAUAUGGAAGCCUAAUCCAUGGCCAACAUCUUAAAGACGUUGUCAUUACAGGACACAAUGGAACUAUUGAUGGGCAGGGUCAGUUGUGGUGGAUAAAGCACAAGAAGAAACUUCUCAACCACACGAGAGGACCCCUACUGCAGAUCAUGUGGUCUAGCGACAUAGUGAUCUCCAAUAUCACACUGCGUGAUUCGCCUUUCUGGACAAUUCACCCUUAUGACUGCAGGAAUUUAACAUUUUCAGGUCUUACCAUCUUAGCUCCAGUCAUCGGGGCUCCCAACACCGAUGGGAUCGAUCCAGAUUCCUGCGAGAAUAUGGUGAUAGAGAACAGCUUCAUAUGCGUGGGUGACGACGGUAUCGCCAUCAAGAGCGGCUGGGAUCAGUACGGCAUAGCCUACGGCCGCCCCUCCACCAACAUCUUAAUCCGCAACGUCACCCUCCGAUCCGUCGUCAGCGCGGGUCUAUCGAUCGGCAGUGAGAUGUCCGGCGGCGUUUCGAACAUAACGAUGGAAGACAUCCACGUCUGGGAAUCGCGGCGCGGCGUCCGCAUCAAGACCGCCGCCGGCCGCGGCGGCUAGGGUAUAAGCUGCCGCAACCUCACCCUCGACAACGUACGCGUAGGCAUUGUGGUGAAGACUGACUACAACGAGCACCCGGAUGCCGGGUACGACCCCCGGGCCUUACCCGCAAUAAAUGGGCUCUCAUUCGUGGGCGUGCACGGGCGAGAGGUGCGUGUGCCAGUGCGCAUCAGUGGCAGCGAUGAGAUACCGGUGCGCGGGGUGACUCUGAGGGAUAUGUCUGUGGGUUUGAGUUACAAGAAGAAGCGUGUUUUCCAGUGCUCGUAUGUUGAGGGACGGGUCUUCGGGUCUGUCUUCCCGGAGCCCUGUGACAACCUCGACCGCUACGACGAACAUGGCCGCCUGAUGAAGAAGUCUACCAACCAGAACGACACGGACAUCGACUACGGUUUUUGAGAAGUGAGGGCUGAGAUUGAACGCGCAUGGAAAAAAAAACUGGAUCAGAAUAUUUUGAUCUAGUUUUUUUAUUUUCCAUUACAUACGAGAAGAAAAUUGCAGUCGAGUUUCUCUCCAGAUACCUACUUUUAUAUGAAGUUGCUUGAAAAUCUUAAGACUGGUGUGCGAGGCUUCUUCAUCAAAGACUUCUAUGACAUUUGGCUAUGUUUCGUGGAUUCUCUGAUGACCUUUUAAUGCAGGAUCAUUAGUGUGCUGUUUAUGUGUUAUUUU
This is a messenger RNA of Phalaenopsis equestris, 1864 nucleotides long. RefSeq names its product probable polygalacturonase. NCBI's taxonomy places the organism in Eukaryota, Viridiplantae, Streptophyta, Magnoliopsida, Asparagales, Orchidaceae. The record is from RefSeq and is a predicted model, not a curated record. Gene Ontology annotation, biological process: carbohydrate metabolic process. Gene Ontology annotation, molecular function: polygalacturonase activity.